CGCAAAGCACAACUACUACCAUUGCGACAUUUCCUUCGAAGUAUGAACGAGUCUGCUGUAUUAAAACUGCUACGGUUAUGCAUACGCAGGUGUGUUGCUAUACGCCGCGAAGGGUUCCGGCAAGACGUAGCCGAGUCGGCGCUCCUCUCGGAGAAAAUGGGCGAAGUCGCUGCUUGGUAAAACCUCUUUUGCCCUCCGAUCUUUCGGGGUGUUGAACAUUUUACCGCAAAUAAUGGGAUCUCUUUCCUACAUUGACGUAGAUCAUGUCUCUGACUCUUGGGUAUACAUCUAACUAUACCUGCUUUCAUAUGCGCUCUUCUUCUUGUCAUAAAUCGUUUCAAGUCGACUGUUCCACUGCCAAUCAAUGAGACAACGACUCCUGUCUGAUAUCUGGACAAUUUACACAUCAUGGGGUCAUCCACUACACCACCGCCGAUAGCCAAGGAGACUUUCAAGACCGGAACAGAUUUGCCAAGUUGGCACAAAUUCGUCAUUCUCUUCACUGUCAGUUUCAUGUGCCUGGCUGCAACAUUCUCGAGUACAUGUCUAUACCCAGCGACACCGGAGAUAGCAGCAGAGUUUGGGACUACGGCAGAACAUAUCAACGUUACCAAUGCUGGAGUACUGCUUGCCAUGGGCUCGUCUAGUUUUAUCUGGGCACCGAUAGCGAGGACGCUGGGAAGGCGGACGGCAUACAAUAGUGCUAUCGCUGUUUUGUUCUUGUGCUCAAUUGGCACUGCGUUGUCGAUCAACAUGGCUAUGUUUACGGCUAUGAGAGUUCUUGCUGGAUUUCAAGGUACUUUUAAUAUGGUUGCCGGCCAAACCAUCAUAGCCGAUAUCUUUGAUCCGAGAAGAAGAGGCACAGCUAAUGGAUUUUUCAUGGUUGGUUCAAAUCUUGGACCCGCACUUGGCCCUUUGGUCGGCGGUAUCAUCGUGUCGUUCGCCUCAUGGCGGAUAAUCUUCUGGGUACAGACUGGGAUGGUAGGAUUCGGUCUUGCCCUGUCUUUGUUCUUCAUUCCGUCCAUCGCCCAGCCACACCAGACCAACGAGAAGCCCAGCUUCAAACUCUGGGCCAAGUCGCAGGUGGAGAUGCUCAAAGUUUUUACCUUGCUCAUCUAUCCUAAUGUCUUUUUCGCGGAUCUCGCCUGCGGUCUCCUCGCAUGGACGCAAUACUCCCUCUUAGCCGCGCCUCGCCACUUGAUCAACCCUCGCUUCGAUCUCACAUCUCCCCUCGUCUCUGGCCUCUUCUACAUUGCACCUGGAGCUGGCUUCCUAUUAGGUUCUGUGGCAGGAGGCCGUUUCUCAGACAUGACAUUGGCCAAAAAGACCAUUGAGCGUGGAGGAAAACGAGUACCACAAGACAGACUCAACAGUGGUCUCAUCGCCUUCUUUUUCAUUGUCCCUGCUUCUCAAUUGAUCUACGGAUGGUGCCUACAAUACAACGUUGGAGGUCUGGGUCUUGCCAUUGUGGCCGCCUUCUUCACGGGCGCGGGUCUUAUGGCUGCUUUUAGUUCGCUGAAUACGUAUUGUGCUGAAGCGAUACCAGAGCAACGAACUGCAGUCAUUGCCUCCAAAUACUUUAUCCAAUACAUCUUUGGCGCGUCUGGUAAUGCAGCGAUUGUGCCUUUGAUCGACUCAAUAGGCAUUGGGCUUGCUGCUACGAUAGGCGUUGUUUUGUGCAUUACUGGUGGAGUUCUGGUGUGGACACUCGCAAAGCAUGGAGGAGCUAUGCGGGCAUUUAUUGAUGCAAAGUUGGGUCAUUCUGUGGAUACAGAUGAUGAAAAGUAAGAGCAUGACCAUAGAGCAAAUUGUAGGAUAAUAAAGUACAUGUUUACGAUCUUUAUGAGCGCUUUAGUUAUGUUAAGCGUGCCAAUUGACAAGCACAAGACAAUUGAAC
Messenger RNA from Aureobasidium subglaciale EXF-2481, 1897 nucleotides. RefSeq lists its product as uncharacterized. The transcript has 4 exons. The record is from RefSeq and is a predicted model, not a curated record. Bases 409 to 1788 code for a protein of 459 amino acids. NCBI's taxonomy places the organism in Eukaryota, Fungi, Ascomycota, Dothideomycetes, Dothideales, Saccotheciaceae. Gene Ontology annotation, biological process: transmembrane transport. Gene Ontology annotation, molecular function: transmembrane transporter activity.